GAUUUAUUUGAAAUAUUUACAUAUUUUGCACUUUCCAAUUGAAGGAUUAUGCAUCUGGGAUUUUGUAAUAAUGCAUAGGAUAUACAAACAGUGAUUUUUAUUUGGUUUUAAGUUUUGAUAAUGCUGUGGGUAUUUACUUUAGGAUUUUCUCUUCCCUUCAAAUUUGAUUGGUUUUCAAUGGCUGAAGUUAGUAAGAAGAAGCUGCCUAUUGCUCCUGAAAACAAGGAUGCUAUUGAAGACGAUUACACCAGCGAUGAGAAUGAUAGUGAAGAAGAAGAAGAAGACGAGGUUGAUUCUGAUGAAGAUCCCAACUCAGAUGACGAUUCUGAUGAUGAUGAUGAUGAUGAAGAAGAUGGAAGUGAAGAUGAUGAAGAUGAUGACGAUGACGAUGACAGUGACAAUGGAAGCAGUGAUGACAGUAGCGAUGAAAGCAGUGAUGAUGACACUAGUGAUGGUGAAGACCAUGCUAAGCAACCACAACUCAUUCGAAGAAGAACUUUGAGCAAAAAUUCUCAUACUUAAUGGAAACUCGUUUUUAUUAUUUGGAUAUAUAUAUAUAUAUAUAUAUAUAUAACACUUACAAUACAAUAUUUGAUUUUGACCAAAUUGUCUAUAAUUACAUAUAUAAUCUCACGAGUCAGGUAACUUUCGAGAUCGAAA
Messenger RNA from Humulus lupulus (European hop), 660 nucleotides. RefSeq lists its product as uncharacterized. Bases 121 to 522 code for a protein of 133 amino acids. The record is from RefSeq and is a predicted model, not a curated record. The transcript is spliced from 2 exons. Lineage: Eukaryota; Viridiplantae; Streptophyta; Magnoliopsida; Rosales; Cannabaceae.